ACCCACCAACACCAUCAUCCUCUUCUCCUUUUUACCCCUCUCCCUCACUCCCUUCCAUUCCUUACAGUCCCCACUUUCACACCCCAUGAAUCUUCCUACUCCCUCACCCAUUCCAGUUGACCCACAUCCCCAUAUCCCUCACUUAAAUAUAACCAUCAUUUCUUAACAAUUACUAAGCAACUAGUUAUUAAUACCACCACCUCAUCAUUAAUAAAUUCUCCCAACUAAGCAUAUUUCCUUUUCCACUUAGGAUAAUAUUAUAAUAACACAUUUACUAGGGACACUUUUCUUCUAUAUAUAUUCCUUCCUCAAACAACCCCUAUUCCCACCCAAACCCAACUCUCCUUGCUACCUCUUAGUCAAACAAAGUAACAAACCAUCCUUCUUCUCUUCUUUCUCUUCUCUCUCAUAUCCAUACAAAUUAACAAAACUAAAUGGAUGCAAUUAGUUGCAUGGAUGAGAGCACCACCACCGAAUCCCUCUCCAUGAGUCUUUCUCCGACGAUGUCGUCAAAGAAAGCAUUUGUUUCUGCUUCUCCGACGACAUCGUCGAAGAAGACUUAUGUCUCUCCGCCGCCACUGUCAGGCACGUUGUGUCGCGUCGGCAGUGGUGCGAGCGCAGUCGUGGACUCUGACAGUGGCGGCGGGGGCACCGAGGUGGAGUCUCGAAAACUCCCCUCGUCAAAGUACAAAGGCGUCGUCCCGCAGCUCAACGGCCGCUGGGGUGCGCAGAUUUAUGAAAAGCACCAGCGCGUCUGGCUCGGCACCUUCAACGAGGAAGAUGAGGCCGCCAGGGCCUACGACGUCGCCGCCGUCCGCUUCCGCGGCAAGGACGCCGUCACGAAUUUCAAAGGGCUCGCCGCCGCCGAGGACGACGACGGCGAAGCCGAGUUUCUCAACUCGCAUUCGAAGUCCGAGAUCGUGGACAUGUUGAGGAAGCACACGUACAAUGACGAGCUGGAGCAGAGCAAGCGGAGCCGCGGCGUGGUACGGCGGCGUGGCGGAGCCGGCGGCGGCGGCGGGAACUGUCUCUCCGGCGCGUGUGUUGCGAAGGCGCGUGAGCAAUUGUUCGAGAAAGCGGUUACGCCGAGCGACGUGGGGAAGUUGAACCGGUUGGUGAUACCGAAGCAGCACGCGGAGAAGCACUUUCCGUUGCAGAGCGUUAACGGCGUUAACGUGAGCGCGACGGCGGCGAAGGGCGUUCUGUUGAACUUCGAGGACGUUGGAGGGAAAGUGUGGCGGUUCCGUUACUCGUAUUGGAACAGUAGCCAGAGCUACGUGUUGACCAAGGGUUGGAGCCGGUUCGUCAAGGAGAAGAAUCUGAAAGCCGGCGACACGGUUUGUUUUCACCGGUCCACUGGACCGGACAAGCAGCUUUACAUCGAUUGGAAGGCGAGGAAUGUGGUGGUUAAUGUUAAUGUUAAUGUUAAUGUGAACAAGGAGGUUGGGUUGUUCGGACCGGUGGCCGAACCGGUCCAGAUGGUUCGGCUCUUUGGUGUGAACAUUUUGAAACUACCCGGUUCGGAGUGUAUCGCCAAUAGCAACAAUACAAGUGGCGCUAUUCCUGGGUGCUGCGGUGGCAAGAGAAGGGAAAUGGAACUGUUCUCGUUAGAGUGUAGCAAGAAACCCAAGAUUAUUGGCGCUUUGUAACAUCACGUUAAUCUUUUUUUUUUUUUUUUUUUUUUUUUUUUUUUUGAUGUUUGAA
Molecule: messenger RNA, 1704 nt
Organism: Cajanus cajan (pigeon pea)
Lineage: Eukaryota; Viridiplantae; Streptophyta; Magnoliopsida; Fabales; Fabaceae
Product: AP2/ERF and B3 domain-containing transcription repressor TEM1
Biological process (GO): regulation of DNA-templated transcription
Molecular function (GO): DNA binding; DNA-binding transcription factor activity
Source: RefSeq, a predicted model, not a curated record